This is a messenger RNA of Gongylonema pulchrum, 339 nucleotides long. NCBI's taxonomy places the organism in Eukaryota, Metazoa, Nematoda, Chromadorea, Rhabditida, Gongylonematidae. The record is from the annotation of a GenBank genome assembly.
AUGGUGGACGAAGCUGCGAAGAAAGCGCGAGAGGAGUACCUGAAGAAGUAUCUCAGCAGCGAUGACAAAUCGGUAAAGAAAAAGAAGCCGAAAAAGCGGAAGAAAGAUGUUCGAAUGGGACUACAGAUCCAUGAAGAUGAUGCAUUCGUUGCGGUAGCUCCUUCUGCACAACAGAGUUCGUCAGAUGAUGACAGCGUCAAAAAAGAGGUUGUUUGUGUGCUGGAGAAGAAGAUGAAGGUGCAGGAAGUGCCGAGAUUCAGGCCUGCUACAUUUCACGCAGUUGAUAUCAAGCGUAAGCAUUUUCUUGUCUCUGAAAAUUGUUUUUCUGUUUAUUCCUAA